Messenger RNA from Ceratina calcarata, 3266 nucleotides. It is a transcript of the gene CycE, whose product is annotated as cyclin E. The transcript is spliced from 3 exons. The coding region runs from base 995 to 2362 and encodes 455 amino acids. The record is from RefSeq and is a predicted model, not a curated record. NCBI's taxonomy places the organism in Eukaryota, Metazoa, Arthropoda, Insecta, Hymenoptera, Apidae.
GAGUACACAACCGGUGCCCACUAGUUCGGCGUUCCCGCGAAAGUGAUUUAUAAACUUCGGUUCGGUGUUUUAAACGCAUUAUUUUACUUGUAAAUACCUGUUUCCGUGAUCAUUAGACAGUCGUUUCGACUGCGGUGCGUACGGUGCGUUUACGUGUGACAUUGUUUGACGAUAUCCGAUGAAAAGUACUGGUAAAAUCGAGCGGGAAAACUAGAUGCGCAGAACGCGCGGAUGCUGUGACUCCUCCGGUUUAUCCAUCAUCUGCAUUCGAUAUUGAACGGUCCAACACGAAUUUGUUUGUUCGCAAAUGUAAAAGACAGUCUACUUUGUCAGUGGCUUGUGAUUUUCACAAGUUUUCAUAACAUUUUCUUACGUAAAAUCGUGGCGAGAACCAAGCGUCUGUCGAAGGACGCCGAGCCUGAAACACGUUCGCCUGUGCCUUAAAUUCCGUGUACAUACGUCAAAGUAAUAGGAUUUAUGUGAUGAAAAUAGACAAGUGGACCUCGGGGAAUCUGUUAAUCAGGAAUUGACGAUUUUUCCCCCCUUUGAGGUUAUGUUAUACAUAUAGAGGGCGUGACAGUGGCAUAUUGCAAGCAGGGGUUGGUCAUCGUUUCGCGCGCUGGUCUCCCGCGCUUCGAGUUCCACGUCUCUUGUUUUACUGUGGAAUUAUUGUUCUGUGAUAUCCCGAGGCUUGAAACCGUGUCAGAAAAGACUUUAAGGAAUUUUCGUGUUGUAAAAUAUUUAGCGGAUAAAAAGUUAUGACGUUAAAUAUCGAAUGAAACGCAGCCAAGUAUACGUGCAUUAUGGCGAUCAGGUGCGUGUGAGCUUCGCGCGCUCUUUUACUUUCCGACCUUUUCCUGCCUAAAUUAGUGACCGUAUGUGGUAGCGAGCAACGCGAAUAUUCAAUUAACACACCCACCGAUCUGUGUUCGUAUUAAAAAAAUCUGUGUCCGUUCAAAAUAUUUUUUGAACACGUCGACAAUCCUGAAGCAGAAUGCCACAGACGAGUUUACAUGGAAAGAAAUCACAGACUUACUUGCAAGGAGCCAAAGUAGUGACACAGUCUUCAAAACGCAAAAGACGUCCUACAGAGAACUUGGAAGAUACAGAAAACGUCUACCCUCCUAGUAAAAUUCCACAUGUAUCAUACACGGAAUCAUGUCACACAGUACAUCCAUUGGAAAACUCCUGUACUCCGAGUCAUCAGGUCUCCCCAUUGAAAGAGCAACAGGAGCCAGCAACAUGGUCGGAAUUGAGAACAGCCACAUGCUUUUUAACGCCGUCGUCUUCGAACAACACGUCCAGCCGACCGAGCCCGUUGCCAUCGUUUCCCUGGGCAGACGGUUCUCAGGUAUGGUCUCUCAUGUGCUUGGGAGACCAGAAGACCAUCACUCAGAGGAAUCCGCAAAUGUUUCAAAGGCAUCCUACACUCCAACCGAGGAUGAGGGCUAUUUUGUUAGACUGGUUGAUCGAAGUUUGUGAAGUUUAUAAACUACACAGAGAAACUUACUAUCUGGCAAUGGAUUAUAUAGACAGAUACUUGUCCAUUCAUCAGAACGUGCCCAAAAAUCAAUUGCAAUUGAUAGGCAUCACGUGUCUGUUCAUAGCAGCUAAGGUCGAAGAAAUAUAUCCGCCUAAAAUAGCGGAGUUCGCAUAUGUCACCGACGGAGCCUGUACAGAAGAAGAGAUAUUAGGAAAAGAAUUGAUCAUCUUAAAAGGUCUCGGCUGGAACUUGUCUCCGGUCACUGCUCCCGGCUGGUUGAACAUUUACAUGCAAAUAGAAUCGGGAGAUUGGUCGAGACCCAACGCGUUUAUUUAUCCACAAUACGGAGGACUACAAUAUUCUCAGGCAGCUCAACUGAUAGAUUUAGCUACGUUGGACGAAGGAAGUUUAAAAUUCCCGUACAGUCACAUAGCAGCGGCAGCUAUCUACCAUACGCAAGGCAGAGAAUGUGCGUUGAGGGUGUCGCGCAUUCCGUGGGAACAGCUCGCGCCCUGCGUCAAAUGGCUCACUCCCUUCGCAAUGACCGCUGCUGAAGAAGAUUCACAGUGUCUUUUAAGAUCCAUGAUAACACCCGUGGAGUCUCACAGCGGAUCUGGACUGAAGGCAGCAGUACCUAACAUAGUAAUGGACGAAUCGCAUCGUAUACAGACUCAUGUAGUAGAUUUGAACAUGCUAGAAAAGGCGCAGCAGCGAUUAGUGGAGGAGACCCCUUUAAUUGAUACAAACGAGUUCGACUCGAAUCCCGUGUCUGGUAGACAAAGUCCAAACGAGAGCGGGCUUCUAACUCCGCCGUCUAGCAGUCAAAAGAAUUCAACGACCCCCACGCGUCCUUCGCCGCAGUUACAACCGUAUACAUAAUAAACUAUUAUUUAUAAUAACGCGUUUACCGACUGCUUUUUCAUGAUGACCGACCAGUUAUUGUAAGCAUGCGUACGUACAUGUUAAGAGGUCAUUAACUGCUUGAUAUACUUUCAAGUUGCACGGUGUGUCACUUGUAAGGGAUAUCGUUUACGUCCGGUGCAUCCGAUGAUUAUCCGUUGUCUUUGCAACGAUGGUGUCUAUAAGUCAUCUAUAAGUCGUAUCGUAAUCGUAAGAGUCGCAGUACAAGUUAUGGUGUCUAUAAUGGCGCUGAAUUUAUUUAAUGUUCUUUUAUCGUAGAUGUUUAGAAGAAGUGCCUUGCAUCGGGGAAUAUAAACUUACACGAGAGCCUACGGCUAUAUAUUCUGUGAUUAUAUUCAUGCAGUGAAAUACAUAUUAUCUAUGUUAACGUGUUACGGAGAACUGUCAACAAUUGACGUAAAAUCAUUAGUGCCUGCUGAAAGUGUCUUUAGAAAAAUAUUAUAUAUAUAAAUAUAUAUUUGUCUUUAUUACAUAGUAACGAAGUAAAGAAACGUUUGUGAAUAGUAUUCUUUUAUAUAUAUACAUACACACAUAUAUAUAUAUAUAUAUACAUAUACAUACAUGCACAUCUAUAUGUAUAUAUAUAUUUUAUUCGCUUUAUUUUAACGCAACGUGUUAUAAAGCCGGCUGAAUGUAUUUUUAUGUAUAUGUAUAUCGUGAAUUAUACUAAUCAUUAAGAGAAAAAAAAAUUUGGUUCAGAGUGCGUGGAGAUGGAUGGAUGAGCGAAGACACGGGACUACUACUUGUUCAAUAAAAUAGGAUUAAAAAUUUCGUGAUCACUUUAUACUGCCCUGCAUUUAUUGACGCGGUCGUUUAUACAUAUUUGUAUGAAGAAUUAGACAAUAAAUAUUUCUAAACCCGA